Xenopus tropicalis (tropical clawed frog) is the source of this 3144-nucleotide messenger RNA. RefSeq names its product SH3 domain binding kinase 1 like 2 (gene sbk1l2). The transcript is spliced from 4 exons. The record is from RefSeq and is marked provisional. Gene Ontology annotation, molecular function: protein serine/threonine kinase activity; kinase activity; protein kinase activity. The coding region runs from base 75 to 1076 and encodes 333 amino acids. NCBI's taxonomy places the organism in Eukaryota, Metazoa, Chordata, Amphibia, Anura, Pipidae.
CAAAUAUCCAAAGCCAAAAAGCAUCACAUCAUAUAAGGCUCCUGUACACAAUAAAGUGAAUAAAACCAGAAGACAUGAAUCUGAACCAAAGGAGAAGAAGUGAGAUUCACCUGGAGGAGAUGUUGCUACUUACUGCCCAGAACCUGCCUGAAGUAGAAGUGAAGGAUAAUUACACAAUUCUCAAGGAGCUGGGCAAUGGCUCUUAUGGUCAAGUGCUUCUCGCAAUGAACCAAUCACAAGGAAAUCUAAUGGCGCUAAAGUUUAUGCAGAAGAACAUUACAGACCUUCAAGUUUUCCUUGGGGAAUAUUGCAUCUCACUAAUUCUGGCAGCUCAUCCGUGCAUUAUCGGGACCUUUGGCAUUGCCUUUCAGACGGACAGCCAUUAUGUUUUUGCCCAAGAGUUGGCAGUGGACAACCUCUUCUCCCUCAUGAAACCUCAGAUUGGAGUGCCUGAGAUGGCAGUUAAACGCUGCGCUAUACAGAUUUCCAGUGCUUUGGAGUAUAUGCACCUAAAAGGACUGGUUCACCGUGAUAUAAAACCUGAAAACAUCCUUAUCUUUGACCGUGAAUGUCGCCAGGUCAAGUUGACUGACUUUGGGCUCACCUGUCCUAAGGGCACCUCAGUGGAAUCUCUGUCUGAGAAUUUGCCUUAUACCGCACCAGAAAUGUGCAAACUGGGUGCUUCCGACAGACUGAUUGUGCAAACCAGCCUUGAUGUUUGGUCAUUUGGGGUGCUCUUAUUCUGUAUAUUGACUGGAUACUUUCCUUGGAACUCUGCAGUGCCAACUGAUAAAAAUUAUUCAGAUUAUACCAAGUGGCACAGAAGCAGCAGGAUCUUUCAGCUUCCAAUGCAAUGGAAAGUCCUUACCACAGAGGCUGUAGAGAUGUUAAGGAAGAUGCUUGUUCCAGAACCAACAAAAAGGUGCACCCCUAACGAAGUCAUGAACUGUCUCAAGACACCUUGGAAAAGUCACCUUGAAAAUAAAAACCAAAACACCAGCAGAGGGAAGUUGGACAAUUCCAACUAUUUAGGAGAUAGGCUGGACAACAAAAAUAUUCGGAGGAGGGCAAGAUGAUAUUAUAUGGUCUAUGUGAUGUAAUAUCAUUGCUGUUAUAUCAUUCUAUAUAAUCCGGUGACACACUGCCAGUCUGCUGGAAGGUCCUGCACUUAUAUUCUAAGGAGAGAUUGUAGGAGCAGCAGUAGUUAUGGAGGACACACAGUCCUAGAGGUUGUAAAGAAUAGGUUUGUUGGAGGUUUUGAAAAUGGCAAUGACAAUCCUAUCCAAUGCUUUUAGCAGUGAGUUAUAUUACUGACUCCAGAAGGACUGUACCUGUAAUUCAGACAUACUUCUGGGCAACAAAACACAAAACUUGAUUAUUUGGUACAACCCUCUUUGUAGAAGGAAGAGUUCCAGAAGUAUAUAAGGCUCCUAUACAAUAUAAUCUACUAAUACACUAUAAGUUAGGGCCCUGCAGCAGGUCAGGUACUGUACCUGCGGAAUACCAGCAAAGCAGUAGGGUAUCGGGUAGGAAGUUCCCAAUUCCCAAAGCCCCCCUCUUACCCCCAACAAUGGAGCAUUUUUUCCCCUUUACAUGUUUGAUGUGCUCCUGGAGUGACUUAAUUUCCAGUCCAUGGUGAUUGUCACUUCCGGUCACUUGGGUCCCCAGGUCAGGUGUGGGAGUGAAUUAAUUUUCAGUGCAUGGAGAUUGUCACUUCCAGUCACUUGGGUCCCCAGGUUAGGUGGUAAAUAUAUGCAUUGCAGGAGGGGUAGCGGGUCUGGAUAGGGAGCAUAGCGGGGUGGCAAGGGAGGCUCGGGUUGUGGGUCAGCGGGUCCUGCUCGGGCACUGUCCGACCAGACCCCUACAGAGCUCUACUAUAAAGUUCUUUAUUUUACCAUAAUAGAACACAAUCUUCCUAUAAAAAAUAAGCAAAUGAGAAAGAUCUACCUAGCCUCUAUAACCAGAGUAACUUACUUAGUAAUUAGCCAGUGAAGAACAUGGAGUUGCUCAGCAUGUGUCCUUAACAUGUCUGCAUACUUGCAUUAAUACAGGAGUGGAGCUUGACUAAGGGAUUCCUUAUAGAAUUUUUUUUGUCUUCUCUUGAUCAUCAAAUAAAAAAUAUUCUGUUUGAGUGCAGCAUGCAAUACAGCAGUUACACUCAUAGUUUCAACUGCAAUUAUGCUUAAAAGACUUGUUAUAUGCACAAAUAAUUCAUUGUUAAUAUAUGAUAACAAUAUCAAAAUGAAGGUAAACUAAAUAUGUAUACAGAGUAGUCCCAAAAGGCAAGCAAUCAGUGUAAUCUGGCAUCUGAUUGGAUGCUCUGCAUAACCACCCUGGAACACUUUGUGCCUAUAUUUGUCAAUUAUUGGUCUGUACUAGACUAAAUUAUAUUAAAAAGAGAUGGUAAUGUACAUUCAGCAUAUAAUGCUGAUUGUACAUAUAUGUUACAUUCAUGUAUAUACACAUACAUGACAGAUCCUAUAAAUCCUAUGGUGUCUAAGUAUGUGAAUGAUUAUUGGAUUGAGAAACCAAGCAGGGAAGAGCAUUUUAUAGCAUUGGGAAACCUUUUCCCUGCUCGCUGUAAAUACAGUACAGUGUCACCCAAGAUACUCAGUUUAAGUUUUACAGUCCCUUUACUCAGUGUAUACAAUGGAAGCACUAGCGGUAGUAAAAAUGAUACAGAGACUCUAGUCUUUGGAAUCCAAGUGAUGAAUCAGAUCAUUAAUAUGAGACAGAGAGCAUCAGUUUACAGGCUGGGUGACCCAUAAUUAACUUGAACAUAUUAACCUUAUGUGACAUUAUAAAACAUUAAGGAAUGUUUUACUCUAGAAUGUCUGACUGGCAGUCCUGCCCAUUGUUAAACCUAACUCUAGUACAGCAACAGCUGGAUUGGAUGUGCAGGGUUUACAGGAAUUUAGUCUAAAAAAAUGACAAUAAUGUAUAUCAUAGAAAUGGCCAGGGAGAGCAGUCGCUCACAAAUACAACUCCUGUUGCCAGUUCUUUCUGCACUUUACAUUCAACACAAACUUAUAAUGACCUUUGUUUGUUAUGGACCAGUCAUUUGUAUCAUUUGCAUAAUUUGUCCCAAAGGCCAUUUUUUGUAUUUAUGUAUUAAAUAAAUAUUCUGAAUAUUCUGAACAUCAA